AUGGGACCCGUCUACUUGACUGACCCGCUGCCAGAAUCCGUCAACCCGUCCGACCGUCAGUCAAUCAUUGACGGGCUGCUGACAGAUCCCCGUGAAACCAAACUACCCCCGGGGCUGCAAGUACCGAAGCGGGACACGCUGCCGAUCGUGACGGACCCGACAUACGUGGACUCGAUAGUAGCAGCAGCGGAGGAGCCUGUAGAAGACUUUAUAGCGGAGGAGGAGGGAGGAGAGGGAGGGGGAGGGGCAGGGGGAGCGGGAGGGGGAGGGGAAGGGGGGAGGGGGAGGGUGACGACGAAGGGAGUGACUCCCAAGGGAGCGCCCGUCUACUUGCACAGCUCCCAGAUUGCGCCGAUGAUGGAGCUCAAGGCCGUGUGGGGGAAGACGGCGGAUCUGUCCACGUGGGUGGCCACCAAUCCGUGCUCCACGUGGCAGCUCGUGCAGUGCUGGACGAACGGCUACAUCCGUCGCAUGGAGAUGAGUUACCAGGAGCUCUUCGCCACGCUGCCCUCCGCCAUCGGCGCGCUUACCCAGAUGGAGGAAUUCUUCGCGGUGAAGAAUUGGAUCUACGGCGAUAUUCCCGACUCCUUCAGCAACCUCGUCAACCUCAAGAACCUGCAGCUGUAUCAGAACUUUCUCAACGGCACCAUCCCUGCUUCCAUGGGGCGCAUGACCAGCCUGUACCAGCUCUAUGUGUCCAGCAACCUGCUCAACUCCUCCUCGUCUUGUCCUCUCAUCCCCCCGCCCACACCCCCUCCUUUCCCCCUCCCCAUCCGCCCUUCCGCCCUCCUCACCCGCCCGCCCUCCGUGCAUGGCAGCUAUGUACCCAGCAACCUGCUCAACUCCACCUUCCCAACGGUCGUCUGCACCAUGACCAACCUGCGCCAGCUGUCACCGCCUGAGCGCCAAUCGCUUCACAGGGCCCGUGUCGAGCUGCCUCGGUCUAGAACCCCUCCCCCCCACCUCUCCCCCGCUUCCCCCACCCCCUCUUCCAGCCGCCUGAGCGCCAAUCGCUUCACAGGGCCCGUGUCGAGCUGCCUCGGCCGGCUCAAGAACCUCAACUACAUAGUGAUUUCCACCUUCCAUGGUGCCUGCCACGCGUCAACCCACGACUCUCGCCCCCCCUGGCAUACCUACCUGUGUCCUCCCUCCGCUCCUCCCCUACUCCGCUCCUCCCCUCCUCCGCUCCUCCCCUCCUCCGCUCCUCCCCUCCUCCCCUUCCCUCUCCUUAUCAGGUACACAGACACGAACAAGUUUGACGGUGUGCUGCCGUCCAGCAUCGGCACCAUCAUGCCGCUCACCAACCUGUACGUGCGCAUGGGCGUGCUGCAUGGGCGUGCUGCAUGGGCGUGCUGCAUGGGCGUGCUGCAUGGGCGUGCUGCAUGGGCGUGCUGCAUGGGCGUGCUGCAUGGGCGUGCUGCAUGCACACAUGCACAUUGGCACAGACGCACGUGUGCAUUGGCACAGACGCACAUGUGCAUUGGCACAGACGCACAUGCACAUUGGCACAGACGCACAUGCACAUUGGCACAGACGCACAUGUGCAUUGGCACAGACGCACAUGCACAUUGGCACAGACGCACAUGUGCAUUGGCACAGACGCACAUGCACAUUGGCACAGACGCACAUGUGCAUUGGCACAGACGCACAUGUGCAUUGGCACAGACGCACAUGCACAUUGGCACAGACGCACAUGUGCAUUGGCACAGACGCACAUGCACAUUGGCACAGACGCACAUGCACAUUGGCACAGACGCACAUGUGCAUUGGCACAGACGCACAUGCACAUUGGCACAGACGCACAUGUGCAUUGGCACAGACGCACAUGCACAUUGGCACAGACGCACAUGUGCAUUGGCACAGACGCACAUGCACAUUGGCACAGACGCACAUGCACAUUGGCACAGACGCACAUGUGCAUUGGCACAGACGCACAUGUGCAUUUAUACUUGCAAGUUCACCAGCCUGCCAUCCAGCAUCGGCACCAUCAUGCCGCUCACCAACCUGUACGUGGCAUGGGGGGGGUUCGGGCAUUUUGAGGCGCCUCAAAAUACACCUCACUGUACGUGGCGUGGGGGGGGGUUCGGGCAUUUGCACAUGGCCAUGUGCUGUACGGGGGGGGGCAUGCCUCCCACCAUGCCUCCCACCAUGCCUCCCACCAUGCCUCCCACCAUGCCUCCCACCAUGCCUCCCACCAUGCCUCCCACCUUGCCUCCCACCAUGCCUCCCACCAUGCCUCCCACCAUGCCUCCCACCAUGCCUCCCACCAUGCCUGCCUAUCACCAUGCCUCCCACCAUGCCUCCCACCAUGCCUCCCACCAUGCCUCCCACCAUGCCUCCCACCAUGCCUCCCACCAUGCCUCCCACCAUGCCUCCCACCAUGCCUCCCACCAUGCCUCCCACCAUGCCUCCCACCAUGCCUCCCACCAUGCCUCCCACCUUGCCUCCCACCAUGCCUCCCACCAUGCCUAUCACCAUGCCUCCCACCAUGCCUCCCACCAUGCCUAUCACCAUGCCUCCCACCAUGCCUCCCACCAUGCCUCCCACCAUGCCUCCCACCAUGCCUCCCACCAUGCCUCCCACCAUGCCUCCCACCAUGCCUCCCACCUUGCCUCCCACCAUGCCUCCCACCAUGCCUAUCACCAUGCCUCCCACCAUGCCUCCCACCAUGCCUCCCACCAUGCCUAUCACCAUGCCUCCCACCAUGCCUCCCACCAUGCCUAUCACCAUGCCUCCCACCAUGCCUCCCACCAUGCCUAUCACCAUGCCUCCCACCAUGCCUAUCACCAUGCCUCCCACCAUGCCUCCCACCAUGCCUCCCACCAUGCCUCCCACCAUGCCUAUCACCAUGCCUCCCACCAUAAGUUCAUCAAUCAGAACAGCUUCAUCGGUCCGCUCCCCAUCGCCCUCACGCGUCUCACCAACCUCAACAUCCUCUUCUUCAGCAGCAACCCCUAUCUGGAAAGCACUCUGCCUGCCAACCUGGGCAACAUGAAGAGCCUCACCGACCUGGUGGCAGAGUUUGUGCCCUUGAAUGGCACCAUUCCUGCAACCAUCUCCAAGCUCACCAAACUCUCACGCAUUCUGUUGGACAACGGCCAGCUCACAGGCACCAUCCCGGACGGCAUCAGCCGUCUCAAAGAGCUCACCGUGCUCUACCUCGAGAGCAACGAUCUCUACGGCUCCCUUCCUCGAGGCAUCCUCUCUCUGCCCAAACUAAACCUUCUCAACCUGCACGACAACAUGCUGUCCGGUCCUCUACCAACCGGCUUCAAGAACGGAACAAUCCUUUCAGCCGGCCAAUACAACCUCCACCACAACUUCUUCUACGGCCCUGCCUCCGUCACUGCCGGCGGCGUCACCUCCUGUCCUCAAGACCAGACCCGCCGAGGCAUCUUCUACCAGUCUUCCAUUACAUACAACUGCCUCACAUACUCCAACACGUCCGCGUGCUACCAGGCCGGGAGGGUGCAGACCCAGGUUGCUGCCAGCACGUGCAAGAGGUUUUGCAACGCAGGGGAGAACCCGUGCGGGGGGCACGGGGCAUGCUGGUUUGCCAAGGGGGUGGACCCGAACUGUUUGUGUGACGCGGGGUAUGUGCAGACAGCUGACAAGCAGUCGUGCGUGAAGAAACCCAAGGUGGGGCGGAAGAAGAAGUGA
Closterium sp. Naga37s-1 is the source of this 3660-nucleotide messenger RNA. The record is from the annotation of a GenBank genome assembly. Lineage: Eukaryota; Viridiplantae; Streptophyta; Zygnematophyceae; Desmidiales; Closteriaceae.